AUGGCUGGGAAGCAGAUUGCCGCCGCAUUGGAAGUCCUCAUCAACACGAUGGGUUUCACCGGCAGCCGCCAACGGCAGCCAAGGCACAAGGGAACGCAGCGGAACGGGACGAUGCUCCAGUGCUACAACUGCCAGCAGCUGGGGCACACCGCGCGCGGGUGUAAGAACACCGUCGCGUGCUUGAAGUGCGCGGCGGCUCACGACACCCGCAGCUGCACGAAACCUCGUGGGGUGGCCUGCAGCUGCGUGAACUGCGGCGGGCCACACGCCGCCAACUCGCGUAGCUGCGGCUACCUCCGCGAGUCACGCCGUCUGCUCGCCGCACCACGUCCUGCGGUGACGUCCAGCGCCUCGACGGCCGCCCCGCCGCCCGCUACGGCGAGGGGUGCGAGCCGCGCCGACGCGAGGGCCGCACUGAAGCAGGAGCUCGCAGCAGUCCAUCGCCAGCUCCAACAGCUGCGCGAUGAGCUGCGGGCCAUCAAGAAGAAGCCGCCAGUUCCCGCCGCCGCCCCCGCUGUGAGUCGUCCGGUGGGGGUCGACGCGGCCACGCAAACAACCGCCGCUCCGCCCCCUGCAGCAAUGCAGGACGUGGCCCCUAUGGAAACCGACGAUGUGAAGCCACAGUCGUCACACUCCGCCAAGGCAGCUGCAAGCAAGGGUGCUGUGGCAGCGACCGACUCCUCCCAUGCCGAGAAGUCUACCGCCAAGAAGUCACAGCUACGGAAAAUGAAAGUACCAGAUUCGCACGAGCUGCAGCCGUUCCUUAAGAACAUUGCGGCGUCGAUACAGGACGGGUCAUACCCAUUCGAGCAACCGUACCCCCUCACCCCAGCAGGUGCUAGCCCGCCCCCCCCUCCCCCAUCGCCCCCGCCGCUUUAG
Messenger RNA from Schistocerca serialis cubense, 879 nucleotides. RefSeq lists its product as uncharacterized. Gene Ontology annotation, molecular function: nucleic acid binding; zinc ion binding. The transcript has 2 exons. Lineage: Eukaryota; Metazoa; Arthropoda; Insecta; Orthoptera; Acrididae. Bases 1 to 879 code for a protein of 292 amino acids. The record is from RefSeq and is a predicted model, not a curated record.